GUACGCUCUGGGAGAGGACAAGCGACGCUGUCAAGGUCUCGAAUUGGAAUAUUAGCAUCUUUUCCAGUUUUGUGUGCAUAAGAAACUUCUCUCAAAAGCAUUAAAAAAGUCGUACCAAACCCACACUUUUGGAUGGUCUUUUGCAUGGUGAGAACUGCUGCAGGGAGAACAGCAUGGAGAGCAAAGUGACACAGAUCUCCCGAGAAGAUCUGGAGGACCUGAGAGAGGCUUUCAACAAAAUCGAUAUUGAUAACAGUGGCUACGUAAGCGAUUUUGAACUUCAAGAGCUCUUUCGAGAGGCCAGCUUUAACAUUCCGGGAUACAAGGUACGGGAGAUUGUGGAGAAGUUCAUGGCAGGUGACACCAACAAAGACGAGAAGAUCAGUUUUGAAGAGUUUGUUGCGAUAUACCAAGAGAUGAGAAGCAAAGAGGUGAGAGAAACGUUCCGCAAGUGCAUCUCCAGGCGGGAUGGGAUUCGUUCGUUUGGAGGAACAUCAAAGAUCUCAAGUGAAGGAACUCAGCAUUCUUACUCAGAUGAAGAAAAAGUGGCCUUUGUGAACUGGAUCAAUAAGACCUUGGCAGAUGAUCCUGACUGCAAGCAUCUGAUCCCGAUGGACCCGGAGACUGACAGCUUAUUCAAAUCUGUGAAAGAUGGAAUAUUGCUCUGCAAAAUGAUCAACCUCUCGCAGUCAGACACCAUUGAUGAGCGGGUCAUCAACACGAAGAAAUGCACUUCAUUUACAAUGACUGAGAAUUUGGUGUUGGCUCUCAACUCUGCGUCAGCUAUUGGCUGCACGGUGGUCAACAUCGAUGCUCAGGACAUGAAAGCAGGAACCCCUCACCUCGUGCUUGGCCUCCUCUGGCAAAUCAUAAAAAUCGGCCUGUUUGCUGACAUUGAGAUCUCACGCAAUGAAGCUCUAAUUGCUUUGCUGGGUGAGUCAGAGGAGCUGGACCACCUGAUGUCAAUGUCCCCCGAGGACAUUUUGCUGCGAUGGGUCAACUAUCACCUCAAAGCUGCUGGCUGGGAACCAAUCAGAAACUUCAGUGACGAUAUUAAGGACUCCAGGGCAUAUUUCCACCUGCUUAAUCAGAUCUCGCCUAAAGGAGACGGGGAUGACGAGAUGAGGAUUGACAUUGACAUGUCUGGUUUCAAUGAGCGUGAUGAUGAAAGGCGAGCAGAGCUGAUGCUGAAGCAGGCGGAUCGUCUGGACUGCAGACAGUUUGUCACUCCCAAUGAUGUGGUGGCAGGAAACCAUAAGCUCAACAUGGCCUUUGUAGCCAAUCUUUUCAACAUGUACCCGGCCUUGAACCGACCCGCCAGUAAUGGCAUUGAUUAUACAAUUGCAGGGGAAACACGAGAGGACAGGACAUUCAGAAACUGGAUGAAUUCUCUGGGAGUUGCUCCACAUGUCAAUCACAUGUACAGUGAUCUGCACGAUGGUCUCGUCAUUCUUCAGCUGUAUGAGAGAAUCCAGGUUCCUGUUAACUGGACUAGAGUCAAUAAACCUCCCUAUCCAAUACUGGGAUCCAACAUGAAGAAGCUUGAGAAUUGUAAUUAUGCGGUCGCACUGGCCAAAAAGGAAGCAAAGUUUUCCUUAGUAGGAAUCGGUGGUGAGAAUAUCAAUGAAGGAAGCUCCAUGCACACCCUUGCAUUGGUCUGGCAGCUAAUGAGAAGGUACACACUGAAGGUUCUGUCUGACAUCGGUGACGGGGAAAAAGUCAGUGACCAAGUUAUUAUCGACUGGGUGAACAACACCUUGAAGCAAGGCCAGAAAGACUCGUAUAUUAACAGCUUCAAGGAUAAAUCAAUCAGCACUAGCCUGCCAGUGAUUGAUCUGAUCGACACCAUCAUGCCCAAAGCCAUCAAAUACGAGAUGGUGAAGACCGGAGAGCUGACGCCAGAGGACAAGCUAAACAAUGCAAAAUAUGCAAUCUCAGUGGCGCGAAAAAUCGGAGUCAGGGUGUACGCCCUGCCCGAUGACCUUGUGGAGGUCAACCCCAAGAUGGUGAUGACGGUGUUUGCAUGCCUUAUGGGAAGAAGCUUGAAGAAAGUAGAUGGCUGACCUUUCUUGAAGGACACUGUCAGAAAGCACAACCCUCACCUUGCACUUUUUCUUCUGACUUCCCUUCUGCCUCAUUCACCGAAACG
This is a messenger RNA of Sinocyclocheilus rhinocerous, 2149 nucleotides long. RefSeq names its product plastin 1 (I isoform) (gene pls1). Gene Ontology annotation, biological process: actin filament bundle assembly; actin filament network formation. The transcript is spliced from 17 exons. The record is from RefSeq and is a predicted model, not a curated record. NCBI's taxonomy places the organism in Eukaryota, Metazoa, Chordata, Actinopteri, Cypriniformes, Cyprinidae. Bases 174 to 2063 code for a protein of 629 amino acids. Gene Ontology annotation, cellular component: cytoplasm; actin filament bundle; actin filament. Gene Ontology annotation, molecular function: calcium ion binding; actin filament binding.